AAAUAUUAAGUUCUUCAGGUUUUCAAGGAUUUCUGGAGAAAGCUUGAGAACCAGAAAAAUAGUUUUAGUCCAUGAACUCCCAGGUUUUUGAGAAAUUCUGGAUACAAAUUUACAAAUAAUUGUUUUAAGAAAAAAAAGCUUAAUCUAAAGCUGUUUCUGGACUCUCAUUUUAGGCUUCUUUAUCUUCAUUUUAAGAUAGUUUUUUAUUCAAGACUUUUGAAUUAGUCGGAGAAGAGACUGGAGAGGAGAUAUAGACGUUGAAGUAACAAAACAUUGAAUUCCUGACAUUCAGGAUCAUGUUAUUUUAAGUACGAAAAAAUUACUAUUUUUAUGAUAAAAGUUCCUUAAAACCAGGGCAUUUUAGUUUAAAAAUAGAAUAAAUUUUCUCUUCUAAACAAAAGCCUCGAAGUCUAAACUUAUUCACAUCCAUUCGGUCAACAUUUUACCUACGGCUUUACCGGUUCCACAGCAUUCGGCUCUAUUUUCAUGGCUUAAGUAGAUUACGAGAUACGACCUACUGAUGCUUCUGGUCAUCGGUCGGUACGCUAAUACCACGGAAUAGCACGGUUCCGAACGGUUGACGCAAAGUUGAAGCGUUUUUUUUCAUUCUUGUGCCCACCGAACAAUGAUGUUGUGAUGGUCUGAUAACCGUAUACUAUCCAUUGUCGUUGUCUCCUGUGCGCGAAAAACCCCCUCAAGGAUAUUUUUUUCACCAGGUUUUGUUUUUGUUUCUUUUUGCUUUCGAUCCGUUCGCAUGAUGGCUGACUGUCAUGGGUCACUUCCGGUAGAAAGCAGCGGCAAAUGGAAUCCCUUUUUUUGUAUCGUACGGUACGGGUUUUCAUGAAUGAUUGCUUUAAAUAGCUUCGCCCAGUGCGUACCCUUAGGGAAGAGUUUGACUAAAUGCCAUGUUAAUACGAUUUCCAUACUAAUUAUUAUGCAGAUUUAAAUUCAUUAUAUUAUUAGGUGGUAUGACCUUACGGCAUGUUUGAGGGUGAGAGUAAUUUAGGAAUAUAAAGGUGUGUGUUUUAAUUAAAUAAAAAAUUGCAUCACACACUGUAGACCUUUUGAGUUUAACGCUAUUAUAACUAUACUAAGUCUAAGCUUUUUUAAAAAUAUAUUUAUUCAAUUUUAAUUUUCGUUUUAAACAAUAAAAAGAAAGCAUAACAGUUAUUUUGCUCGUCCCCCCUCAAUUUAGAUCAUUCACAAAAAUAGUUUCUCGUUAAAAUUUCAUCCUUGACGCUACCAAAACAUGGCCAAUUGGCACGUACUGGUACGGCGCGUAAUUUACGCCACUUCCGAUUGCUGUUUUAAUGCUUCUUUCCCUAUCUUUUCCCCCGCUUUCGUAAAGUUAUAUCCUUUCUUGCUUGUUUUCGUUUGAAAUUUUUAGCUCCGUACAUCGCGCUAACGAUUCGAUCGUAAGCAGCGUUCUAACCGUGGCAAUAUGCCAUUAACAGUACGAGAAUCGAUGCAAAUUGUGAAACUAUUGCACAAUUUCGAAGCCCAUCUUCGGCUUCUGCCGCUUUCCACUGCUGGCUGGAUACCGACCAUUAUCCCAUUUGCCAAACGGGAAUUAAUUGGAUUCGAACACUUGAUUUUUAAUUUCCCACCCCUUCGUACGUUUUGCUUGCUCUGCCGCACGUUCACCGGUACGAAGCCUCAUUUCUCCUUCAUCGUCUAGGCUGCAAAACAUCUUUUCGCAAAAAUUCGUUUUUGCAUAAAGCUACCACUAGCACUGGCUAUUUGUUUGUGGCAAUAAUCGUUUCACCUUCACCAUCUAAGACCAUCUCAUCCUUCCCCGGGGUUUUUUGGGAGAACAUUCAAGGCGAUUGAACGAAUGGCUAAUAGAUUUUCCCUAUUGCCAAGGAUUAGGGAACGCUGGACGGUGUGAAGAAAUGGAAAAAGAAUGAAUAGGAAAUGAGGCAAAGAAUAUAUCAAGAUUCUUGAGGAAGUAUAAGAUAUAAAACUUUACUCGAGAAUGCUCACUAAGGUCUGGGUUCCACUUCUGUGAUUUCCAUUUAAUUAAAUUCUGAUUUACGGAAACAGAAACUUGCUUCGGUUAGUGGUUUGUUUGGAUUUCAAUUUCGAAAGCACAAUUUAUCGAUGUUUGUUGGAAAGAAUAAAGAAUAUUGGAAAUAGUUUAGAAAAAAAAAGAUCUCAAAAUAUUGAUUAUUUUGAACGAAGCCUUUUUAUGCCUAAGUUUCGUUGAACAACUUGUGCAAAUAUUUUAACUUAACCUUAAAUAGACAUUUUAUAAUUAAUUCUAAACAUUAAACAUUAUUAUUCAGAGGUUUAAAGAAUCUAUCCACUUCUUACAUAAAUCGAAAACGGGUUUCAUGAAGCUGAUCUAAAAUAAAACUGAGGUGGGAUCUACUUAAAGUUUUAUAUUAUGAGCUCUUCAAAACUCGUAAAGUCAAAUGUUGCUAAAUUUGUUCAUAAUUACCUAUAUGAUGUGAUUUUAUUUUAUUUUAUCUAUAAUAAACUGUAUUAUCUAGGAUCCCGCUCCUUCAGACUUUUUACUUAUUGAGGUCCACAAGUAUUGCUUUGGUCCAGCAGUACUUCUUGUCUAACGUAAACUACCAGCAUUUCGAUACGUAAAAUGAUUACUUUUUUUAAUUUAUUAAGUUCAUCGUUAAUAGACCGGAAGACUUAAUAGUAUGACACAAGAUGCGAAAAUGAAAAAAAAAAUAAUCUGAAUAGUUCCAUCUACCAAAGUCAUGGGUUGUAAUCCUCAUAAAUCUUCAUUCCCCGUAGAAAUCUAUGCAAUUUAGUAUUUUUAUAGUGAGCAAAAAAUCAGAUCGCAACCAUUUAAUCAUUCGUUUUGAUUAAGUGUCGUAUCGUAAGGAAAAAUGAUGCGAACAGAGAAACGAUCCUGAUCCAGCAGCUCAGCGGACGUACAUCAAUCGCAGCGCACCUGUCUGCUUGACAGCGAUGGCGUGCAAUGGCACCCCUAUGAAUUCGGUCAUUUUUUGAUACUUGUAGCAAGGCAAAAAAGAAAGACAAUGAAUUCUCCCACAUACCAUACGUUCGUCGUUCUUUUUAAUCGACAAUCUGGACGAUGUCAUUAUUGUAGUGUAUUUAAAUUUAUAGCAUCAUCUCGCAAAAAUAUUCCACCAGUUCAGAGGGAACAAUUCAUGCUUAACGAUGAUACACAAAAGCAUCACAAAAUGAUGCUGACAUUGAUAUAAAUCAAUUAUGAUUAUGUUGCAUCGCUCGGUUUAUGUUCCCCCCAACGAACAGUCGCAUACCGAAUAGAUGAUGAGUUGUCACUCGGUAACGUGUUUAAAGAUACGAAAAGUUCCAUUCGACCCUUUUUUGCAACGGAAAGACCGAAAUCCGAUCUAUUCAAAAAAAAAAGACACAACGAAAUGCGCACAUUGUGGAAGCAAUUUACACGCAAACCAAUUUAAUGAGCUUCCCAUCGGGGAAAAGGCGAUCGAAAUUGAAGGAUUAACUUACGCACGAGUAGCCUCACUUUGAGUCAACGGGACCGUUUAGCCGUUGCAAAUGGAUGGUGCAAAAUUGAACAACACACAACCCACCGGUGGAGGGAACAAUUUUUUUAAGCCAAAGCCACAUUUUAAUCAGCUUCCAGCGCAUUAAUGUUCAAUCAGGUGUGAGACCGUUUCUCGCGCUUAAGCUUCUUUCGUUUUGGUUUUCUAUAUGCGAGGGUGCGUUUGUGUUUAAUGGGAAACUUUAUUUAAUAUGCGGUGAGGGAACAUUUUAUAUAUGCUAUAGAAUAAAAUUGUUUAAAUAUAAAAUUAUUUUUUUUUUAUUUAUUUUAAAUAAUUAAACACAUAUUAAAAUUAAAGUACAAAAUUAAAGCACCAACGCAACUCCUUCUCUUUCAAACCAGCAUCACAAAAUGGAAAUCGUAAAUGAACCGUAAAAUGUUUAAUGAUUGGUAACAAUUGUGGCAAUCAUUUUAUGCCGUCUGUCCCACAUUGGAACCGGCAUUUUUUUUUUCGCGGCCGAAAACGACAUGAAGCGUGUGUGCGGUGCCAUCCUGCCGAAUGUCACCCACAAAUGGUGUUUUAUCGUGUGAGAUUUGUAGCGGAUGAAAAAGAGUUAAAAUAAGCAGACAAUCUCGCAUUGUGUGUUGUGUUUUUAAGCACAUUACUUUCAGCUGAAAUGAUGCAUCCACAUUGAAAUGAUUAUCCCUAACUGAUUGUAAAAUGUGUUGGGUACGAAUAGCGUUGCAGUAGCUGGGUUGGUUGUUUAUUUCUUUUCAUUAAUAAUGAAUCGCUUUCCGCACUGUUUACAUCAAUUGAUGUUCAACCACGAUCGUACUAAAUGAUCCGAGCUAGAUCUGUGUGUUUCAAAUGAUUUAAGUAAACAAUUAAAUGAAACAAAAAAAAUAUAAAAAUAUAAAAAUAUAAAAAUUAAAAAAAAAAAAUUAAAAUAAAAGUAACAAAAUAACAAAAAACAUAAACAAAAUAAAUAAACUUGAAAUGAAAUAAUGAAAAAAUAAUUAAUAAACAAAUUUACUAAAUAAAUAAAAUGAACAAAUAAGUGAAAUGAACAAAUAGAUUAAAAAAGAAAUAAGUAAACCAAUCAACUUAAUAAAAAAAUGCAUCUAAUUUAAAAAAAUAAAUUUCAAAAGCAAACAAACGAACAAGAAAUAAAGUACUAUUUCCAUUUGUGGGCCUAGUUGUUCCCAUGACAACAACAGGAGCUAUGCGGCUCAUAAUAAAUUAAUCCAAUUGAUACGGUACUCACAUUAUCAGCAUAAUUUUAAAAAAUCAAAAAACAAACCGAAAUGUUUAUUAAUCUUCGCUCCAUUAUCUGAUCGCGGUUAUUGUUGCACCUGGACAAAGGCCACACGAGUCUUUGUGUGCACUCGGUUUAUCUUGGCGAACUUCUUCCAGACGCGUCCCUUCCACUUGUCUGCCUUGCACGUCCAUCAUAAUUAUACUGCAACCGGCCCACUGACCUAUUCUAAUCUGACUCUGGUCUCUGGUGCAAAUAACCGGUUCCCGCACAGGAACACAAUAAAAUGCAUACAGAAUGCAAUCAUCAGUGCAUCGUUACGCUCGUUCAGUGUAACAUCGUUUUGCGAGCUCCUUCAAAGUUUAACCACGCGAAAUGGCACUUCCGGUCGGUAUACUACUUGUCUGUGGUGUGCUUUAUUUAGUAACAUUUCUUAUUAGACAACGGUACUAUUACUGGAAGCGUCGCAAUGUACCAACGAUUCCGGGCCCGUUUCCGCUCGGCAAUUUUGCGGGACUUCGGAACAAAUCCUUGGCGGAGGUUUCCAUCGAACUCUAUCGGCAGAUGGACCGUAGGGAACGAUUCUACGGCCUGUCGAUCAUGCUGCAACCGACCAUGAUGAUUACCGAUCUGGAUCUCAUCAAAACUGUGCUGAUCAAAGACUUUGCCUACUUCCCGGAUCAUGGCGUUUACCACAACGAACGCGUCGAUACACUCUCCUGCCAUCUGUUCUGUGUCGAGGGUGCCAAGUGGAAGAGUAUACGGUCGAAACUAUCGCCCACCUUUACCUCCGGCCGGAUGAAGGGCAUGUUUCCGAUUCUGAUGGAAGUGUCGAAAAAUUUUACCCAAUUUCUGCGCACGGAAGUGGGCGAUGCCGGCGGUGAGGUGGACAUGAAGGAUUGCUGUGCGCGUAUGAUGAUCGACAACAUUGGUGGCUGUGCGUUCGGUAUUGAGUGUAACAGCUUUCACGACCCGAACAGUGCGUUCCGCCGAACCGGUCAGCUUGUGUUUCAUAGUCCGCGACAUUCGCAAUUGAUCAGCAGCUUGCUGCGGCUGUAUCCCGUGAUUGGGCGUGUGUUCGGACUGAAGGUCAACCACGACGAGGUGAUUGAGUUCUUCACCGAGUUGGUAGAGCGUACCGUAGCGAUGCGUGAGAAUAGUUCCACCAAGCGUAACGAUUUGAUUGAUAUGAUGAUGGAGCUAAGGGCUGCCACGAACGGUGCCGCUCUCACGAUGAAGGAGUUGAUGGCGCAAGCGUUCGGGUUCUUCCUGGCCGGUUACGAAACAUCAUCCUCGAACGUGACCUUAUGUCUGUACGAGUUGGCACUUAAUGAGGAGUUGCAGGAACGGGCCCGAGCCAGUGUCCAGCAGGCUAUACAGAAGCAUGGUGCUAUAACGUAUGAAGCAUUGACGGACAUGGAGUACCUGGACCGUUGCAUCAAUGAAACGCUCAGAAUGUAUCCUCCGCUACCAAUUCUGCCACGUACUUCUUCGAAAGCGUGCAGAAUCCCCGACAGUGACGUUAUUAUACCACCGAACAUGAAGAUUCACAUCCCGGUGUACGCGAUCCAGCGCGAUGAACGAUACUAUCCCGAUCCGGACCGAUUCGAUCCGGAUCGUUUCACACCGGAACGCGUUGCUGAGCGACACUUUAGUACAUUCUUAUCAUUUGGUGAGGGACCGCGUAUUUGUAUCGGACAGCGCCUUGGUGUGAUGCAGUCUCGAAUUGGAUUGGCAACAGUAUUGGCUAACUUUCGGGUACGCCGUGGCCCCCGGACAAAGAUACCGCUGGUGUAUGCAAAGGAUGCGGUUACGCUGCAAUCACAGGAUGGGGUGUUCUUGCAGAUUGAGCCGUUGUAGGACAUGGUACUUAGUGGAGUGUGAUGAACAUUACACAAGCAUUAAUAUAACUCAUUUUAUUGCAGUUAAUUAAUUUUUUAUAAUUUUUUUUCUUAUGCAGACUAGUGAUAAAUUAGGAAAGUUAUAUUAGACAUAAACUAAAAUUAUGUAGAAAAUAAAAUAUUAUUCAAAUUACACGAAACAAUUCAAAUUGCCAAUUAAUUAUGAGAGUUGAAAAUACUUAACUGAUAUUCUUGAAAUUAAGAAUAUAAUUUUGAAGCCUGGGAUGGUUCUGGAAGACUGUGUAUAUCGCAACAACAACUUGCGCCGCCAAAAGGUGGAUUGAGGUGGAUUGAACCUCCAGAAAUCUUAGGGUUUGGACACAACACAUAUCUUGAGCUAGUAGCUCCCCAAACAUAGACUACAUCUGGACAACCUAUCGUUGCCUGAGAACGGUGAUCCAGUAUUUGGUGCUUACCUAAGGCAGACAAGCAAUAUCUAAACCCUUUGACAGAUUAUGAUUGAGAGAAUUCCGGAUGUAAAAGUAGCCGUGGAGUCACCUGCCAAAAAUUGUCGAUGGGUUUCGAAGAACAUUCCAAUGGCCACAAAAUUGAUGAAAAACAAGAUCCCACUC
Molecule: messenger RNA, 7180 nt
Organism: Anopheles funestus (African malaria mosquito)
Lineage: Eukaryota; Metazoa; Arthropoda; Insecta; Diptera; Culicidae
Product: probable cytochrome P450 6a13
Exons: 2
Coding region: 5083-6567 (494 amino acids)
Molecular function (GO): iron ion binding; heme binding; oxidoreductase activity, acting on paired donors, with incorporation or reduction of molecular oxygen
Source: RefSeq, a predicted model, not a curated record